Anopheles moucheti is the source of this 4143-nucleotide messenger RNA. RefSeq names its product phenoloxidase 8-like. The transcript has 10 exons. Gene Ontology annotation, molecular function: oxidoreductase activity. The record is from RefSeq and is a predicted model, not a curated record. Bases 1 to 4143 code for a protein of 1380 amino acids. NCBI's taxonomy places the organism in Eukaryota, Metazoa, Arthropoda, Insecta, Diptera, Culicidae.
AUGGCUACGGUACGGGACAAAUUUCGCGGGCUGCUGCAGCAUCCGUACGAACCGCUGUUUCUGCCCAAAAACCAGGGCCAACUGUUCUACGAUCUGCCGGAGAAUUUCUUCACCGAACGGUACCGACCGAUCGGGCAGAAUUUGAUCAAUCGGUUCGGUGCGUCCGCCAUACCGCCACAGGGUGCGAGCGCGGACACGCCUGUGAUGAAUCGCGUCUCGAUCAACAGUAUCCAGGAGCCGGAUUUAGCGUUUGCCGAGGCCAUUCCGCGGCGUGGUGCCUUUUCGCUCUUCAUUCCGGCGCAUCGCCAGAUCGCGGGACGCUUGAUCGCGCUAUUUCUGGAGCAACCGGACGCAGACACGCUGGGCGAUGUGGCGGCAUUCGCGCGUGAUCGUCUGAACGGGCCACUGUUUCAGUACGCUCUGUCCAGUGCGGUGCUGCAUCGCACGGAUACGGAAGAUGUGCCGGUGCCUUCGUUUUUGCACCUGUUUCCAGACCGGUUUGUAGAUCCGGCCAUAUUCCCACAAAUGCUGGAGGAAGGUCGUGCUGUUUUGCAAGCAAACCGGAUGUCCGUAGACAUUCCGAUGAACUACACAGCCUCAGAACGUGUGACGGAGCAGCGGUUGGCGUACUUCCGCGAGGAUAUCGGUGUGAACCUGCACCACUGGCACUGGCAUCUGGUGUAUCCCGGGGAUGGGCCCGAUCGAGUAGUGCGAAAGAACCGCCGCGGUGAGCUUUUCUACUACAUGCAUCAGCAGAUGAUUGCCAGAUAUCAGGUCGAGCGGUACAGCCAGGGGUUGGGCAAUGUGACGCAACUAAACAACCUUCGGGCACCCGUUCCGGAACCGUACUAUCCGAAAAUUCUGCGAAGUGCCAACAAUCGUACGUAUCCGGCACGGUACACCAACAUGACGAUGGAAGAUGUCCAGCGCGCCGACGAUCAGCUGCGGGUGAUCAUUGCGGAUGUGGAGCGUCAACUUCAACGCAUCGUCGAAGCGAUCGAUGCGGGCGUAGUCGUGCAGCCAGGAGGACAACGCACCCAGCUGGACAAUUUCCGGGGCAUUGACAUCCUGGGGGAUAUUAUUGAGAGUUCUGCCCUGUCGGUUAAUCGGGACUUUUACGGCGAUACGCACAACAGCGGACACAUUCUGCUUUCCUUCAUCCACGAUCCGCGGGGCGAAUUUCUGGAGAGCUUCGGCGUGAUGGGUGACGUGACGACGGCCAUGCGCGAUCCCAUCUUCUACCGUUGGCACACUUACGUGAACAAUCUGUUCCAGCGCCACAAGCUACGGUUUGCGCCGUACGGUCCAGCUGACCUGAGCAAUCCGGGCGUUAUCCUGAACAGCCUCGAAACGGAGCUGGAUCGUCAGGGAAGUGUGAAGAAUUUGUUCCUCACGUUCUGGCAACGUUCGCAGGUCGAUCUGGGCGCGGGGCUGGAUUUCGGCCCGGAGGGCAACGUGUUCGUUACCUUCACACACCUGCAGCAUGCCCCGUUCAACUUCCGGCUGCAGGUAGCUUACACUGGCCAACCGAAGCCCGCGACAGUGCGCCUCUUUCUCGCACCGAAACGCAACGAACGUGGCGCGACGCUGACGUUCGAGGAGCAACGACGGCUUGCCAUCGAGAUGGAUACCUUCCGGGUGAACUUGCUGCCUGGCACGAACAACAUCAUACGCCGCUCGGUGAACUCGAGCGUCACGAUCCCGUACGAGCGGACCUUCCGCAACGUGGGCCAAUCGAACGCGGGUGAUGAAUCGUUCCGGUUCUGCGGGUGCGGAUGGCCAUCGCAUAUGCUUGUGCCGAAGGGUGAUGCAAUCGGCGUGGAGUAUGAUCUGUUCGCUAUGCUGUCCAACCACGAGCGGGAUGUAGUGAAUCCGCUGUUUGACGAAAAAAUGGGAUGCAACGAUGCACAUUCGUUCUGCGGUUUGCGUGAUCGUACGUAUCCGGAUGCCCGCAACAUGGGUUUCCCGCUCGAUCGUCGCGUACCGAACGGGGUUCAAUCGUUUAAGGACUUCAUUGCGCCAUAUCCGAACAUGCGUGUCGCCACGGUGACGGUUCGCUUCACCAACACGGUCGUGCGCAAAAUGUCGGACAUCGAAACAGGAUUCCUGUGUCUGAUGACACGUCCAACGGAGCCACUGUUCUAUCCAAAGUACAACGGCGAGAUCUACAUGGAUCUACCCAGCGAGUAUCUGCCGGAGCGCUAUCAACCCAUUGCGGACGCCAUUAAAACACAACACGGAUCGGUUGCGAAGCACCACAUCACCAUCAAACCGGUUGCCGAGUUGCCGGACUUCAGCUACACGGCCCGUGUACCACGCGACGGUGACUUUAAUCUGUUCAAUCCCGCCCAACGGCAUACCGCGGGCCGGUUGAUCGCGGAUCUGAUCGCCCAGCCCGACCCGGAAACGAUGCUAUCGGUGGCCGCCUAUGCGCGCGAUCGUCUCAACCCGACCAUGUUCCAGUAUGCGCUGGCCGUCGCGUUGGUGCAUCGGAAGGAUACGGGCAGCGUACCGGUGCCAUCGUUUCUGGAAAUGUUUCCCACCCGGUUCGUCGAUCCGGCCCUGUUUCCCAAGCUGCGCGAGGAGGGUUUCGCCGUGCGGCAGGGGCAACGGGUGGCAAUCGAGGUGCCACACAAUGCGACCGCAUCGGAGGCCGAUCCGGAGCAGCAGUUGGCGUACUUCCGCGAGGACAUCGGCGUGAACUUGCACCAUUGGCACUGGCAUCUGGUGUACCCGCAGGAGGGCCCGCUGGAGGUGGUGGGUAAGGAUCGACGGGGCGAGCUGUUCUACUACAUGCACCGUCAGAUCACGGCGCGCUACAACGUGGAACGGUUCUGCAAUCGGAUGCCAGCGACGAAAGCGUUGAAAAAUAUGCGCGAACCCAUCCCGGAGGCGUACUUUCCGAAGUUGCUGAACAGUGCGCUCAACAGAACGUACCCGGGCCGAGCGGCCAACAUGGUGCUGAGUCAUGUCAACCGUCCGGAAGAUGACGCCGUCACGACCAUUCUGGAGCUGGAAGCAUCGCUGGGAAAGAUCAAAGAGGCAAUACGGUCAGGAUUUGCCCUCGCGGAGGACGGCACGCGAGUCCCGCUGGAUGCAACGAUCGGGAUCGAUGUGCUUGGAAAUCUCAUCGAAAACUCGGAUCUUUCGGUGAAUGUGCCGUACUACGGCAACUACCAUUCGCUCGGCCACGUCCUCAUCGGGUACAUCCACGAUCCGGACAAUCUGUACCACGAAGGGCACGGUGUGAUGGGUGAGUUCACCACGGCGAUGCGCGAUCCCACCUUUUACCGUUUCCAUCACCACGUGGACGAUGUGUUCGAUAUGCACAAGCAGAAGCUUCCGGCGUACAGCGAGCCGGAGCUUUCGUUUCCGGGCGUAUCGAUCGCGGACGCCACGGUACAAAUAACGAGUGGCAAGGCGGCCCGAAACCGGUUGCUCACCUUCUGGCAACGGUCGCAGGUUGAUCUGGGGACGGGGUUAGAUUUUGGCCCGCAUGGUAACGUGUUGGUAACGUUUACCCACCUUCAGCACGCACCGUUCGCGUAUCAAAUCAUGGUGCACAACGAAACGGCCGAACAGAAGAAGGGUACGGUGCGGAUCUUCCUGGCGCCGAUUUACGAUGCCCAGGGCGAACAGCUGCUGUUGAGCGAGCAGCGUCGUUACGUGGUGGAGAUGGACAAGUUUGUCGUGAGCUUGCAUCCGGGUGAAAAUAGAAUCAUCCGACAUUCGGAGCAAUCGAGCGUGACCAUACCGUACGAAAGGACUUUCCGGCGGGUCGAUGCCUCCAACAUGCCCGGCUCGGAAAGCUUUCGGUUCUGCAAUUGUGGCUGGCCUGCUCAUAUGCUGCUGCCCAAGGGCCAUCCCGAUGGGCAACCGUUCGAACUGUUUAUUAUGGUGUCUGACUACAAGGAUGAUGCAGUUCGUCAGGGUUUUAAUCCGAACGAGAACUGUAACGAUUCACACUCGUACUGUGGCUUGCGGGAUCAGCUGUACCCCGAUCGUCGUGCCAUGGGCUUCCCCUUCGAUCGUUUGCCGUCUUCCGAAGAUCAUUUGAUGAGAGAUUUUGUUGGUCGAUUUUCCAACAUGAGUCGCACUGUGGCGGAGGUACUGUUUACCAAUACGGUCAUUUCGCGCACAUAA